Molecule: messenger RNA, 1104 nt
Organism: Amborella trichopoda
Lineage: Eukaryota; Viridiplantae; Streptophyta; Magnoliopsida; Amborellales; Amborellaceae
Product: small ribosomal subunit protein uS13z/uS13y/uS13x
Biological process (GO): translation
Cellular component (GO): cytosol; ribosome; small ribosomal subunit
Molecular function (GO): structural constituent of ribosome; RNA binding
Source: RefSeq, a predicted model, not a curated record
AUAACCCUGAGUUGUAUGAGCUGUAAUUUUUUCCAUUUGUGUUGAUUGCUGCUUCAAAAGUCCUGAAUUUUGUGGAACCCUAAUGUUUGCUUUGUUGGCUGGUGCCAAGAUUCAGCUGUAACGGAUCUGAGAAUAUUCCAUUGGAGAAGUACAAUGGCAUCACUCCAAAACUCCAAUCUUCGAAACCGCUGUUUUUGUACAACUUCGCUGCGCGCUUUUUGACUAAAACUCCAUAGAAGCCCACAAGACUAUAAUUUUGUUCAGUUUCAUGUAGCUAUUUUGUGUUUCUAUUCAUAGUUGAGUGUAAACGGCAGAAUUCCUGGUUGGUUUGAUAGAGAUAUUAUCUUUGAUUGCAAAUGAAGACUUUCAGCACAUUCUUCGUGUGCUGAACACGAAUGUUGAUGGGAGACAGAAGAUAAUGUUUGCCCUAACCUCCAUCAAGGGAAUUGGGAGGCGCUUUGCAAACAUUGUCUGCAAGAAGGCAGAUAUAGACAUGAACAAGAGGGCUGGAGAGUUAACUGCUGCUGAACUCGAGAGUUUGAUGGUUAUUGUGGCCAACCCCCGUCAGUUUAAGAUCCCAGACUGGUUUCUUAACAGAAAGAAGGAUUACAAAGAUGGGAGGUAUUCACAGGUGGUAUCAAAUGCAUUGGAUAUGAAGCUGAGAGAUGAUUUGGAGCGUCUAAAGAAGAUUAGGAACCAUCGAGGCCUCCGCCAUUGGUGGGGUCUUCGAGUACGUGGUCAGCAUACAAAGACGACAGGCCGCAGAGGAAAGACUGUUGGUGUCUCUAAGAAACGCUGAGUUCGCUACCCACCCCCCCCUUUUAGGGACACUUCUCCAAUUUCCUUUUUUUUAUUUAUUUUCCUCUGAAGGACUUUUUGUUUUGUUGUCUUCUAAUAUGGUAGUUUUUGGAUUUUGUGUUUCUUCCUAAUGUUAUAGGAGCAAUGUUAUUUGGAUUAAGUUGAACCAUUUACUCAAUAUUUGUAGCUACAUUGUCUUAGAUUUGAUCUAGGCGCUUAAUUGGAUGAUAGGUGAUGAUGUGACUUAGUUUUGAGAGUUGUCUACUUUGUUUUCAUCCAAGUUGUUGACAAUGGUCGUUCCACUGC